Vigna angularis (adzuki bean) is the source of this 1633-nucleotide messenger RNA. RefSeq names its product peroxisome biogenesis protein 16. The transcript is spliced from 8 exons. NCBI's taxonomy places the organism in Eukaryota, Viridiplantae, Streptophyta, Magnoliopsida, Fabales, Fabaceae. Gene Ontology annotation, biological process: peroxisome organization. The coding region runs from base 150 to 1247 and encodes 365 amino acids. The record is from RefSeq and is a predicted model, not a curated record. Gene Ontology annotation, cellular component: peroxisomal membrane.
UAUUGAAAUUUUUGAAAUCCAUCUUCAUUACAAGCAACUUGUGUCGAAAGAUUAAAUCUUGACCAACUGGGUCUCUUCCAAUUCCUUCUGAUUUUGCCAGCGAGGUUUGGAUUUCUGCUUUUGUAUAUUUUCGUUGAGUCUUUGAAGCUAUGGAGGCUUACAAGAAAUGGGUGAGGCAGAACAAAGAGUUUGUGCACUCCUUGGAGUCUUUGGCCAAUGGACUGACAUGGCUUCUUCCGGAACGGUUUUCUGAAUCAGAGAUUGGACCAGAAGCAGUAACAACCGUUCUGGGUAUCAUCACAGCUCUCAAUGAACACAUAAUUGAUACUGCUCCUAAGCAAAAUAUUUCAGGCUCUGUUACGCCUUAUUCAUUUCCUUAUCCAUUAUGGUUAUCUGCAUUAAAGGAUUUGGAAACAUUAGUUGAAGUUGUGGCACAACAUUACUAUGGUGAUGAUAGGAAAUGGAAUUUCCUUGCUGUUACUGAAGCAACCAAGGUACUGUUUCGGUUAUCUUUAUUUCGUAAGAGUGGAUAUAAGAUGCUGCUACAAGGAGGUGAAACACCUAACGAUGAGGAGCAUUCAGAUAGUUUUACUUCACAACAUAUAGGCUUAAAACCCGAUGUUCAUCAUAGACCUGGUUAUAUGAAAAAUAAUCUUGGUGCAAACCCAAUGAAUCUUGAAGGAAGAGCACUAUCUGCUUUGGUUAGAUUUGGAGAAAAUGCCAAGGUAUCAGAUCCAGUGAGAUUACACCGAGUUCAACACCAACAACAAACUAUGGAGCUUACAACUUCAAGAGUAGAUAGGCCUACACUUUUCACCAUACUGUCAGAAAGGGGUCUGCGUGGGACUCUGCUUUUUAUUGGAGAGGUUCUAUUUAUAAGCAGACCACUGGUUUAUGUUUUAUUUAUUCGAAAAUAUGGUAUUCGGUCAUGGACCCCUUGGUUCUUUUCGCUGGCUAUUGAUUGCAUAGGAAACAGUUUUCUUUCACUUGUUACAUCAUCAGUGGUUGGUGGGAAGGAGCAAGUGUUUCAUCUGUCUGCUCCAGAAAAGGAUGAGGUUAAACGACGAAAGCUGCUGUUUGUUCUUUACCUAAUGAGAGAUCCAUUUUUCAGCAAGUACACUAGGCAAAGACUUGAAAGCACGGAGAAAACUUUGGAACCUAUUCCUGUGAUAGGUUUUCUUACAGCAAAACUUGUUGAGCUUAUGAUUGGAGCUCAAACACGAUACACUUACAUGUCAGGAUCGUGAUAUAAGUCCGGAACGAACACCUAAUUGCCCUCCAAGAUUUUGGAAAGAUAGAUAUUCUUACUCUUCUUCCAUGCCAUAUCCUGUUACAGAUCUUUCAAAUGAUGAAGAGAUAUCAAACCAGCUACUGCUAUGAUUGAAAAAUAACAAACCAUGCAGGCUUGAACAUUUCUCUUGCUAGACAAUCCCACACAUAGAAUGUGUUAGGCUGCAACCCGUUUGUGGGACAAGUUGUUUGCAAGGAUGGUUUCACUAUCAAUAACCCUGUAUAAGCUGGAAUGUUUCCUUGGGAGAUUUUGUUCUACUCCUAUACACAGCAUAGGUUGGUGAGACAGAUUACACUUGUAGUUCUGAGCAUCAAUUCUCUAGUUAAUCUGAUUCUUGAACUC